CGUAGACGUUGCGGACGUAUAUAAAUACCCCCUCCAUUUCCACACUUCCUUUUCUUUUCUUUCCACAUAUACAAUAGUACUGGAGGGGGAACUCGUUAAUGACUAGAAAAAUUCGCCAAAGACAGUGAUGUGUUCUUGGCUUUCGUCCAGCCAUCUUAGAUACAUGGGAUCCUCGCUGUGAUCUCAUAGCACAUUAUCGAAACACUUUUUAUUUUUGCCAACGCGACGAUGAUGCUGAGUAUCACGAAAGACAUGAAUAUCCAAAUCUCCUUUUUUGAUUCGUUGAACCGCACAGUCCGUGCGUGUGCUAAGAUGUAUAAACUAUUAUUGAGUUUUACGUGCUGAGUGAGCACUGAAGUAAAAAACUUGGUGUUUCAAAAAGAUGUAUAAAUACCCCUCUCUUUUCUCCCUUCUUCCUUCUUUUUUUUUUCUUCUACACACGGUGUCAGUGGUUGGGAAACUCGACAAGAACUGUAAAGAGUUACACAUGAAGUUUCUAGAAGGACAGCAUAUCAAGAACAUAUGUCCCGCGGUCUUCCGAGAGCGCAAACCAUCGCAAAUGUCCUUAUAACCCAAUUAUCAACAAUGAUGAACCUCAUCACCGCCGAACCCUCCUUUAUGACUGGUCGAGCCAAUAUGCCCCGUGCGUAGCUAGAGAAGUAUAAAUACCCCCUCUGAUUCUCUAC
Molecule: messenger RNA, 686 nt
Organism: Periconia digitata
Lineage: Eukaryota; Fungi; Ascomycota; Dothideomycetes; Pleosporales; Periconiaceae
Source: the annotation of a GenBank genome assembly